CCUUCUGUUUCUUCUUUAUCUCGUUUGUAUCGGCUUCUGUUUCUUCCUUCUAAGUUCCUUCUUCUUCUCUAGUUUGUAUUGCUCAACGGAAUUUGAAGGGAUGUCGAUAGCUUCGGUCGGUUCCUGUGCUCCGAUGAUCGCCGGCGAUGAAGUCGAUUCGAUUUCAGCUGGUUUCAAUGGUAACAAGGUGGAGAUAGCUAUUCCUUUCGAGAGGGCAGCAGGUGGAAGCGGAGACGACGGUGUCUAUGAGACGAAAGUGAGGGUUGAGGUUCCUAUUCCGAGGAACUGGUUGAUUCCGUCGGCUAGAUCGACUGAUCAUUCUAAGUUGUUGGUUCAAAACCACCGGAAUUUCAAGGAGAGUGGGAUGCCGGUGAGGUUUAUGGUGUUUAAGGAUGGAUCGUGGGUGGAUUUCGAGAAAAAAACCAUGGAUGUGCUGGUUUCAGCUUUUGUGAGUGGCGAGGCUAUGGUUGAGAUGGAAAUGGAAGGGUGUAAAUUGAUUUUUGAUUUUUAUCGAAUGAUAGGAAUCAAUUUGGACAGUGGGAAUGAGCUGCCCAUCGCUUGGAUUGAUGUCGGUGGUAAGGGUUUUUACCCUAAGGUCUUCAUUGAGGGUUCAGAAAAUCUCGAUAAAAACGAGGUAAAUGUUGAUGAAAAGUUCUCCUCGGAGAAUCGUAAGAUUGAACUUGAGAUAAAAAUCAUUGAAAGGAACUCAGCUGGAGACGAGUUAGGAAAGAGGAAGAGGGAAAGUGAGGAAAACGAAGUGAUGAGGGAAGUAGGCAGUUCAUCUAGGAAUGUGAUAGAGCAGCGUGUUGUCUCUACGCCUACUGAAUUGCUUUCACCAAAGUGGCCUAGGACAAGGUCAUUGGGGAACGAGGAGGAAAACUAUCGGAAGGUAAGGGGUUUACUGUUUUCUGUUUUGAAAGCUGGUGUUACAGUCACUGCUGUUCAUCAGUGCACUAGAACCGGGCCAGUGGAACAGGCCCGGUUUGAAGUUUUCAGAAAUAAUGUGCAGAUAGUUAAAAGAGCUAGAGGGGACGCCAGGGUUGAGUAUGCCUGGUAUGGGACCUCGUCGGCGAAAAUGGUUAGUGUCAUGUGGCGUGGUUUUCAAAUGCAGAGAAUUGUUCCCGGUUACCAUACUCACGGUGUUGGUAUCUACCUGUCGCCUUUAUGCUCACCUCAAAAUAGUGAAAUGAUGUGCGAGAUAGAUGAAAAUGGUGAAAAGCAUAUCAUGUUAUGUCGAGUUAUAUUGGGAAAGCUCGAGAAGGUUGAGUUAGGAUCUCAGCAGCUGUUUCCGUCAAGUGCGGAUUUUGAUACUGGAGUUGAUGACUUAAUCAAUCCAAAGCUGCAUGUGGUAUGGUGUAGCAAUAUGAACACCCACAUUCUACCAUUGUUUAUAGUCAGUUAUAAAUCUGGUUUUCAUAUGUCAGGUCGACUGAAUGGUGGUGCUCAUGCUCAUAGCGCAUUGAUUCUAUUAAAGCUACAGAGUUCACUUCCCCCACCAAAAAAUCUGGAGUUCCAAAGUUUGUAUAGCUCCUAUCAGGAAGGCAAAGUAGGGAAAGAAAUUUUCAUGACACAGUUACGAUCUCUUGUUGGUGAGGACUUGUUGCAUUCAAUUAUUCAGGAAGUCCAUGGCUGAGAUGAGGUUCUUUUUGUGUAAUUUUGUUGGGAUGAAAUGGGAUGUUUUCUCAUUGAUAAGUCCAACUUGUACAAAAGAAGUUGUUCUAGUGAUAAUAUUAAAAGGCUCAGGAUGUUUUUGCCUUUUAAUGAAGUAAAACCUGUUCAAACAAC
Molecule: messenger RNA, 1785 nt
Organism: Solanum stenotomum
Lineage: Eukaryota; Viridiplantae; Streptophyta; Magnoliopsida; Solanales; Solanaceae
Product: inactive poly [ADP-ribose] polymerase RCD1-like
Exons: 4
Coding region: 101-1633 (510 amino acids)
Molecular function (GO): NAD+ poly-ADP-ribosyltransferase activity
Source: RefSeq, a predicted model, not a curated record